Molecule: messenger RNA, 687 nt
Organism: Solanum dulcamara
Lineage: Eukaryota; Viridiplantae; Streptophyta; Magnoliopsida; Solanales; Solanaceae
Exons: 2
Coding region: 170-412 (80 amino acids)
Source: RefSeq, a predicted model, not a curated record
AUCAUACAUAGUUCAAUAAAAGAUAUAUCCAUUUUUACAACUUAUUAUAAUAAUAACAAAGAACUCAUCCAAAUUGUAUAUUUAGUGUGACCAAACAACAUAAACAACUCUUGCAGAUUUGUAUUGUCCGUCCUCUUAAACUGUUUUUUCUUUUUCCAGAAAGAAACAUAUGGCAAAUAUUUCAACUUGCUUCCUUAUCAUUGCUGCUGUUUUUCUAGUUGGAACGAUGAUGCCAUCGACUAUGGCACAAACAUGCUACCAAAUACACCCAGAAAUAUUGUGCGAUCAAGGCAAAGUUGAACCAAAAUGCUUACCUUUCUGCAAUAACAAAUUUGGACCCUCUGCUGGUGGCCAAUGCAUUGAUCAAAUUGGCUUUAAUGGUCCUUUUUGUGCAUGUGAUUAUCCUUGCUAAUCAUUCUCUUUACUUCAAUUUCUUCUUUCAAUAAAGCAUUAUAUAUACAAGCAGUUACAUAUAAUUUUUUUUUAGAUGAUCUGAUAAUACUGUGUUUUCUUGUUAUUCAGUUAUUACGUAUAUAAAAGUGAAACAACAUAUGAAUUUAAUUAAUUUACGUUUCAUGAACUAUAUUAUAUUAUAUGUAACUGUAAUUUACCUCUUGUGUAUAAUAUUUAUCUGUACUCUGGUUGUUUUAUAAAUGGAAUAAAAAAGAAUCAUAAAUCAUUCUUUGA